Messenger RNA from Linum trigynum, 1195 nucleotides. Lineage: Eukaryota; Viridiplantae; Streptophyta; Magnoliopsida; Malpighiales; Linaceae. The record is from the annotation of a GenBank genome assembly.
UGUACUUGUACGCUGUUUUUUAAGUGUCACUGUAUCCACCAUGGCAUUUCAGGCUGUUGGUGGCUUAACUGCUUCCUACAGUAAGUAAAAGCGAAUCGCUGAUCCUGCCAGGUUUCUCUGCACUGACAGUGUGCAGCUGAGAAGUAUGAUGGUUCAGACAUUUUAUGAUUUCUCUGUCAGUCAUGGCAUUGUUCUGAAAUUUGCUCUUAACUGGUAAUAUGUGCAUGGCUGGGUUGCUAUUGCUGGACUAUUUAAUAGUAUUCCGCUUUUCAGUUUUGCUGUUAAUCGAACUCUGUUAAAUCAGGCUUGCUUCUAGGAUUAUAGUUUUAUUCUGGUGAAUGAAUGCAUUUCUCAACCUUUACCUUUUCCUCUCUAUGCAGGGACCGUGAGUACGAUAGAGACUAUGAUAGGGACCGUGGGCGUGGAAGAGAUAGAGACAGGGACCGUGACAGAGACAGGGAUCGGUAUCGUCUAAGAGACGAGAAGGACUACGGUCGCGAGAGAGACCGCGACCGUGACAGAGAAAGGGAAGGAAGGGACAGAGAGAGGCGAGGCAGGGACCGUGGUGGUGGGAGACGAAGGAGUCCAUCAAGGAGUCGGAGCAGGAGUAGAGAUCGGAAGAGGCGUAGGAGCCCCAGCCCCAGAAGGAACGAAGCAGAGGAGACCAAGAAGAAGGAAAAGAAGACGAGUGAGAAGGAGAAGAAAGAUGACGGGACGGAUCAUCCGGAUCCCGAGAUUGCAGAAGCCAACAGAAUCCGUGCAUCUCUAGGUUUGAAGCCACUGAAGUGAGGCUUUUUUCUGUUUGCUGCAAUCUUUGUCGGCAUAGUUGAGUACUGCGAUGAGUGUUUUGGUUUUCUGCUGCACAUAUUUGUAGUUUAUGAGCUUCGUCUUUAGAGUUGAGUGUUCUCUAAUUGGAUUAGAGAGAAUUGUGUUAUUGCCAUGUACCUGUGUAUCAUCCUUUACAUGUUCUAAUCAUCUACUACUGGUCACAGAAAGUCAGAAACUACUGCUAGAAAGUAGAAACAGGUUAACUUCCAAUCUGAGCUCUCCCGAAUGAGUAGUCUUGUAGCAUUGUCGUCGUUCACUCAUAGGUUCCCAAUCAUCCACCAGGAGCACUUAGCCAUUGGCUGGCACCAAAUCCAUAUUAUGGGAUGGAUAGGUUGGAUUGAAGUACGCUUACAGCAUGAUUUGAUUC